This is a messenger RNA of Myxocyprinus asiaticus (Chinese sucker), 1068 nucleotides long. Its product is annotated as nuclear factor 7, ovary-like. Gene Ontology annotation, molecular function: protein binding. The record is from RefSeq and is a predicted model, not a curated record. The transcript has 6 exons. NCBI's taxonomy places the organism in Eukaryota, Metazoa, Chordata, Actinopteri, Cypriniformes, Catostomidae. The coding region runs from base 1 to 1068 and encodes 355 amino acids.
AUGAGAGAAGAUGAGGUCUGCCAGCUGUCUCUUCCAGAAGUCACUCACUUCACAAGAGUCAAUGAGGAACUCAAUACAGCACUGAAGUCUUUACAAGAGACACUUAAACACGCAAGAAAGAUUAAAAGAGUGUGUGAUAAAACAGCUGAACACAUCAAGACUCAAGCUGAACACACAGAGCAUCAGAUUAAAGAGGAGUUUAAGAAGCUUCACGAGUUUCUCCGAGAUGAAGAAGCAGCUACAAUCACAGCAUUUAGAGAGGAAGAGGAGCAGAAGAGUCAGAUGAUGAAGAAGAAGCUUGAGGAGACGAACAGACACAUCUCAGCUCUUAAACACACAAUCAAAGACAUGAAGGAAAUUAUGAAAGCCAAUGACGUCUCAUUUCUAAAGAACUUUAAUGUGACAAUGGAAAAAGUCCAGAGCUCACAGCCUGAUCCACAGAUGACUUCCGGAGCUUUCAUUCAUGUGCCACAUUACUUGGGCAACCUGACAUUCAGAGUCUGGAAGAAGAUGCAAGACAUUAUCCACAAGACUCCUGUGAUUCCGGAUCCAAACACUGCAAAUCCACAUCUGAUCCUGUCUGAUGAUCUGACCAGUGUGAGAUACAGCAGGAACAGACAACCAUUACCCGAUAAUCCAGAGAGAUUUGGUUAUUAUUUCUGUGUUCUGGGUUCAGAGGGUUUUGACUCAGGAACACACUGCUGGGAUGUAGAGAUUGGAUACAAUAGAUACUGGUCUAUUGGAAUAACUACAGCAUCAAACCAGAGGAAAGGAGGUGUUUUCUUUAACACUGGUGUCUGGCGUUUGCUGUACUCAAAGAAUAAAUAUUAUUUACAAUCCCCAGUGAAACCCUGGACUGUCUUUACAAUUAAAGAGAAACUUGAGCAUGUGAGAGUUCAGCUGGACUAUGAAAGAGGAAAAGUGUCAUUCUCUGAUCGUGUAACUAACACACAUCUUCUCACAUUCACAAACACCUUUACAGAGACACUCUUUCCAUUCUUUUAUAGUAAAAAUAUUAACCAUCUGAGGAUCUUACCAGUUAAACUGACUGUAACAACCAGCGUAUGA